AUUACCAGCAGAUGUGCGCGGGGAGCGGGGAGUGACACAGCUGGCAGCGGAGAGGGGCCCCUUAGGGUCUUCCUGUCUGCCUUUGCUCAUUCAGGGAGAUCCGGGAAGACCCCUUGAGAAAGUGACCUUUGAGCUGAGGUCUGAGUAAGAGAAACUACGCAUCAGAAGGGGGUGACAGGAGGAGCGGGCCUGGAGCUUUCCAAGUGGAGGAAACUCUACAAAGAGGUCAGGCAUGAAGAAGCUUUGCAUGUUGGAGGAACUGAAAGCCUGGUGGCUGGGCCAGGCACGGAGCAAUGGGAGGGACACAGCAGGGCCACCGAGGUCAGGCCAGGCCCCAUCCACCUCCGUGGUCUUUAUCUUAAGAAACCUACUUCCGGAGAUGCAGCCGCAGGUUAGGGCGGUGGUGGUGGCGCUGGAAAGGUAGAGGAGGACACACUCGAGAUGCUUCCAAAGACGGGGGCUGGAGGAGUUGCCCAGGAUUCAGACCCCUUGGAGAUCCAGGUGUCCGCCGGCUGCGAGGUGCGCCCCGGGAACACCUCCGAGGACUUCUUCCACGCAGCCGUCCAGGGGGAAGAGAUCCUGAGUUUCCAAGGGUCUCACUGGGUGCCCGCGCCCCAGGCCCCGCGCUGGGUGCACAGGGCCACCAAGGAGCUCAACAAGGACCAGGGGACCAGGAGGACGGUGCGGGAGCUCCUCCGGGACACCUGCCCCCCGUUUGUCAGAGGCCUGCUGGAGGCAGGGAGGUCGGAACUGGAGAAGCAAGAGCGACCCGAGGCCUGGCUGUCCGCGGGCCCCGCUCCCGGGCCUGGCCGGCUGCGGCUGGUGUGCCACGUCUCCGGCUUCCACCCCAAGCCUGUGCGGGUGACGUGGAUGCGGGGCGAGCAGGAGCAGCGGGGCACCCGGCGAGGCGACGUCCUGCCCCAUGCUGACGGCACGUGGUAUCUCCGAGUGACCCUGGACGUGGCUGCCCGGGAGGCAGCCGGCCUGUCCUGCCGGGUGAAGCACAGCAGUCUAGGGGGCCAGGACAUGGUCCUCCACUGGGGGAGGAGCCGCUCCUCCGCGUGGCUGGUCGCCGUGGCCGUGCUGGGGUCCCUCCUGGUGAUCGGGUGCCUUGGAUGCUCAGCCGCCUGGUGCAGGGCGCGCCGCUCCUAUCAAGACAUCUUGUGACUGUGCUCGCCGCACCUGCCCGUGUGGGACUCAGGACCCCAAGGGCCCAGGACGUGGGCGCAGCGGCUGAGGGUGAAGAAAGGCUGCCUCGGGGACACAGGACACUCACAGGGCAGCUCGCAUCACGGCCCUUUAACAGUCUAAGGUCAAAGCUCUUUCUCAGUAAACUGCAAGUUUCUAAGCCGCAA
Canis lupus familiaris (dog) is the source of this 1355-nucleotide messenger RNA. RefSeq names its product CD1d molecule (gene CD1D). Bases 442 to 1167 code for a protein of 241 amino acids. Lineage: Eukaryota; Metazoa; Chordata; Mammalia; Carnivora; Canidae. Gene Ontology annotation, molecular function: endogenous lipid antigen binding; exogenous lipid antigen binding; lipopeptide binding. The record is from RefSeq and is a predicted model, not a curated record. Gene Ontology annotation, cellular component: external side of plasma membrane. The transcript is spliced from 5 exons. Gene Ontology annotation, biological process: immune response; antigen processing and presentation, exogenous lipid antigen via MHC class Ib; positive regulation of T cell mediated cytotoxicity.